This is a messenger RNA of Myotis myotis, 1119 nucleotides long. RefSeq names its product chromosome unknown C13orf46 homolog (gene CUNH13orf46). NCBI's taxonomy places the organism in Eukaryota, Metazoa, Chordata, Mammalia, Chiroptera, Vespertilionidae. The transcript has 8 exons. The coding region runs from base 43 to 723 and encodes 226 amino acids. The record is from RefSeq and is a predicted model, not a curated record.
CCGGGCCCCUCUUCUUUCCUGAGACCUGAAGGGAGGAGAAGGAUGGAGAAGGAGGCCACCACCGUGUACAGGAGGCACCGGCCAGGCGCUGGGGCUCCUCCUUUGGGGGUGGCCACCGGACACCCCAAGGGGACCAGUGAGGGGGCUGAACUGCAGAGGAGCCAGAGCAUGGGCAGCUUACACCAGAAGGGGGACCCCCCGAGCGGCAUCCAGAAGCCGUCCAAGGACCUAGAGUCUGAAGAUCAGGGAAAGGACCUGAAAAGCCACGCCGAAGACCCCGUCUGUCAGGCAACCCUAGUGGAAGACAAGCAGGAGAAGAACCAAGAUGCCCUUGGGAAGCUGGACCAUGGGAGUGGAAAGCUGGACCAUGGGAGUGGAAAGCUGGACCAUGGGAGUGGAAAGCUGGAGGUUGAGAAGAGCGACUCAGAGGCCAGCGACCAGGAGGAGCAUGAAGAAGACGAGCACACAAACAAAUGCUCCCAGGAGGCCAAGGAACAGGAGUUGGAGUCCCUAAAGCCGGAAGACCUUCUGGAAAAAGAGAAACCAUCUAUGUUUGUGGAGAUUGAUCUGGGAGACCAUGCUGAAGAGGUGGUCACAUGUGCCAUGAGAGAAGAGAAGUGGUCCCAAAUGGACAUGGGAGAUUUGUCAGAAGAUGAGACCAGGACCAGCUGGGUGUGCUGCAUUCCAUACUCCACCAGAAAGAAGGUGAAGGAGAGUGUGUAGCGGCCCUGGAGAAGGUCGGCCAGGAGAUGCAGAGGGACGCAGACAAGCAGCCCUGAAACCCCCACAGGAACCUGUUUGAAGGGCACCAAUGACGCGCGUGUGAAUCACUGACCCACUGGGUGAGCCAUGAUGCCAUCUUUUAAAAAGACACAAUAAAGAGUGAACAAAGACGUUCUCCCUCUUCCGCUGCCCUCGGUAGAUCCCCCUUCCUUCCUUCUGUGCAUCUUGUUCCAUGAAAUAUAAAUGGGGAAAGGGAGGUGGGCUCAGGGAGAUGGCACGAUGCUGGGCUCGGGGAGAUGGCAAGAUGCUGGGCUCAGGGAGGCGGCAUGAAGCCCGGGCUUCUCAGGCCAUGGGCACACAACCCUUCAGAUCCUAGGAAACCUCAUAAACAAAGUC